AUGGCGACCAAGGCAUAUUCACUGCGCGAUCGCCAAGUUGCCUCCCUCAAGAAGAUCCUCAACCUCAACGACACCAUCGACCAGAAGGACGACGAUGACUCUCACGCAAACGGUCUCGCCCCCGCCGGCCCCAUCCUGACUGCCGAGGGGGAGCCUAUCUGGAAAGUCCUCGUCUUCGACGACCUGGGCCGCGAUGUCAUCUCCAGCGUCCUUCGCGUGAGCGACUUGCGCUCCAUGGGCGUCACCAUGCAUAUGAAUCUAUCUGCCACGCGGAACCCCAUCCCCGACGUCCCUGUCGUAUACCUCGUCGAGCCCAACGCGAAGAACUUGGAGGGCAUCACCAGUGAUCUACAGAAGGGACUCUACUCCCCGGCUUAUAUCAACUUUCUCUCCUCCAUACCUCGGCCUCUCCUCGAAGACUUCGCCUCGCAAACCGCCUCUGCGGGCACGUCGGAACACAUCGCCCAGCUAUUCGAUCAAUACUUGAACUUCAUAGUCGCCGAACCAGACCUAUUCAGCCUUGGUAUGCAGAAAGAACACACCUAUUGGGCCUUGAACAGUGCCAAGACGAAAGACGAGGAGUUAGACCACGUUGUCGACCGGAUAGUCAGCGGCUUGUUUAGUGUCAUUGCGACCAUGGGUGUUAUCCCAAUAAUACGGUGUCCGAAGGGAGCCGCUGCAGAUAUGAUCGCAGGCAAGCUCGACCGCAAACUUCGCGAUCACGUUCUUAAUUCGAAAGACAACCUAUUCUCAAACAACGCCCGACCAGCUUCGUCUGCUGGCACGCCUACGUCUAGGCCUGUUCUCGUCAUCCUCGACCGAAAUGUCGACCUUAAUCCUAUGCUCUCCCACUCUUGGACCUACCAGUCACUAGUCCACGAUGUUCUCAAUAUGAAGCUCAACCGUAUAACCAUUGAAACACAUAUAGACGAGGAGCAUCCGGGAAAGGGAGUGGCAAAGAAGGCGUACGACCUUACAUCGGCCGACUUCUUUUGGGAGAAGAACGCCGGAAUGCCCUUCCCCCAAGUGGCCGAGAACAUCGACGCUGAACUGACUCGAUAUAAGGAGGAUGCCGCCGAGAUCACGAAGAAGACAGGUGCUUCAUCAAUAGAGGACCUACAGAAUGAUACCAGUGCGAGUGCGCAACAUCUCAAGGCGGCAAUAACGUUGCUGCCGGAGCUGCGUGAGAGGAAGGCCGUGCUGGAUAUGCAUAUGAACAUCCUUGCCGCGCUGCUCACUGGUAUCAAGAACCGACAGCUGGACAACUACUUCCAGACGGAGGAAAACGUCAUGAAGCAAACCAGGGCGCAGAUUCUGGAGAUUGUCAAGGAUGCCGAGAAGGGCAAGGAUCCUUUAGACAAGCUUCGGCUGUUCAUAAUCUGGUAUCUCAGCACUGAGCAAGAGAUCAAUAGAGCAGACUGGACUCAGUUCGAAGAAGCUCUGACUGCGGCCGGUGUUGACAACACAUGCCUCGCUUACGUCCGACAAGUACGCGCAACAACAAGGAUGACCCAGAUGACCACAAUCGAAACGUCUCAACCCGCCCAAAGUGGGAGUACAGACCUAUUUGGCCGCUUCUCCAAUCUAUCCCGGGGACUGACUGAUCGUUUGAUGGAAACGGGUGUUGGCGCGACCUCACUGGCCUCAAACUUCGAAGGCCUGAUAGGCGGCAUCAAGAACUUCCUCCCUGCCAAUCGCGACUUGACGAUUACUAAGAUCGUCGAGUCCAUUAUGGAUCCGUCAACAGCCUCGACAGCCGCCAUUGCCAAGACAGAGAACUAUCUGUAUUUUGACCCACGGAGCGCCAAUGCGAGAGGGAGCAUGCCACCGCCAAGCGCAGUGCGAGCUGGUGCGGUCAGUACACCUGGGUCAAUGCCCGGAGCUAGCACCCUGGGCGUACAGGCCACAGGCACCGGAGCAAGCUUCGGGCAGAGGAGACAGGGCUACAGCGAUGCCAUUGUGUUCACGGUAGGCGGAGGCAGCCUAGAUGAAUACGGCAACCUUCAGGAAUGGGUACAGCGCACGGGAGAAGGUAGAGCUAAGAAGAGAGUAGUGUACGGCAGCACAGAGCUUUUGAAUGCCCGCGAGUUCAUACAAGAGGAGUUGGAGAGGUUGGGCCGCGAAGUCCCCUAG
This is a messenger RNA of Anthostomella pinea, 2133 nucleotides long. The record is from the annotation of a GenBank genome assembly. NCBI's taxonomy places the organism in Eukaryota, Fungi, Ascomycota, Sordariomycetes, Xylariales, Xylariaceae.